AAAAAUUUACUUCGCAAAUAAUAGAAUAGAUUAUAUAAUUAAAAUUUUGUUUUCAUUGGUUUAAGGUAGUAAAGAUUAAUCAUUGUUAGAUAAUAUGAUUUUUGUUAUUUAAAAAAAUCUUUAUAAUUUUAAAAGUUAACAUCGAUAAAUAUUUAAAUAAUUAACAUAUGAAGGUAUAAUAUUACAAUAUUAAAUUAUAUCUAUUUAGUUUAUGCUAUAUAUAAAUCCAGUGGAUCAUCUAUUGUUUAAGUUUAAUUAUUGAUAGCCCAAUAAAAAAAAUUGGUAGAUCUAAAAUUUAAAUGAUAAAAUUAAAGAUUAAAUGUAACAUGAGUUUUUAGAAAUAUGUACAUUAGGUCCAUUUUAAAAAAAAAACACAUAUAAAUUAAGAUUGUGACUUUUGUUUUAAUAUAUAAGAUAAUAAUAUCAGUGCUUUUACUUAUUAAUGUUGUGCACUGUUAUCAUGGUUUAUGCUCUCUUUUUUUUGUGAACUGUUGAUUGGUUUAUGCUUAUUUGAAUGUUUCUUUUAGCCAACGUAAGAAAUGAAGAACAAUUUAUAUUUGAAGAAAAUAUAAUUUAAUAAGUUCAAUAGAGAAAAUAUUAUUUAUUGAUGUUACUGUAUGGAUGCGAGUAAAGAUCUGUGAAUUAUAUUUGAGAAAAUACAUUAAGUUAACACAUGAAAAAAAAAUUAAAUCAAAAUAGAAAAAAUUGAUAGUGAUAUACCCUUCGACGUUUUGGGGAAAGCUAACGAUGGCCCAAAGUCAUAAAAAUCUUUCUUGUAUUUAUCGAAAUCCUUACCAAUUUAGUUAGAGUUAUAUAGACCAAACACAUGAUUAUCAUAGUAUUAGAAUAUUCAAAAAAAUUACUUAGCGAAUAAUUAAAAUCUUUCUUGUAUUUAUCAAAAUCCUUAUACAAGCUUAUUUAAAUAUACUAAAACACUCUUAAUUUAAAGAAAAUAAGGUACCAUGGAUACAUAAAAAUAUUUGCUAUUUCUUAAGAUAGUGAUACUUUUAAUAUAUAUACCAGUCCAUAUAUUUAUCAAAAUAAAUAAUAUUUUUCGUAGUCCGAUAAUCAUUACUAGAAAUUCAUAACACCGCAUGUAGAUGGAUAUUCUAUUUAUUAUAUAAACCCUAACGCCUUACCACUCAAUAACCAUCAAAACUUUUCUUCUCGUUUCGCAAACUCAAAGCUUCAAAAAGUAAGAACAAUGAAGAAUGUCUCACUUGUUCUUGCUAUGAUCCUCUUCUUAAGCUGUGUCACAUCCAAAGUCACAGCAACAGAACUAGAGUCAUCAACUAACCAAGAGCUCUUCCGGUCGCGGCACGUACCUCGCUUUCACCCCAAGCCACAUUGGCCGUUCCGUGGCUCCGGAAAAGCCUUCCCUGCAGGCCACUUCCGACCAACUCCGUUCCAUCUGCCACAGGAAGUCACCAGAUGCUUGUCCGACAAGAAGGAGGUAGGUACAUGUUUUGAUGAUAUCACUGAGACUUUCUUCACCAGGAAAGCCGUGAUUGGAUCGGAAUGUUGCGCCGCGAUCAAGAAGAUGAACAAAGAUUGUGAGAAGACCGUCUUUGGAUCUUUCCAUGACCCCUUCUUGACCGGCUAUGUCAAGCUACAUUGCUCCACCGUUGUUGGAUCUACUUCACCUCCUCCUUCACAUGCUCCUUCUUCACAGGCUCCUUUACAUGCUCCUUCACAGGCUCCAUUACAUGCUCCUUCACAGGCUCCUUUACAUGCUCCUUUACUGCCCCCUUCACAGGCUCCUUCACCGGCUCAGUGAUUUUAGUUAUUUGUUAGAAUUAUUCAAGUGUUGAUGUCCUAGGGAGUUUUAGUUUUUUUUUCUUUGUUUUAAAAUUUUGUGUUUGUUUUGAGAAACCGUCUUUGGAUUUUAACUUUACUUUGAUUUUUUCCCUAUACAAUUUAAAUUUAGAGUUUACUUAUUAAUUUUAUAAAUUAGAUGGUACUAAAUUUUUAUCAUAAUAAAAAGCUAUUACCCAAUUUUUUUUAUGUUCUCUUACGAACUUACGGGAUAAAGAUCAAUUAAGACACUAGAUUUACUAAUCUUAUAUGCAACGGUUGAAGAACAAGUAACAAAACACACAGAAAUUUGUUCAUAAUAUGUUGCAAUAAUAUCAAAAGAUAUGACAAGCAUCAAAUAAAA
This is a messenger RNA of Brassica rapa (field mustard), 2158 nucleotides long. RefSeq lists its product as uncharacterized. Lineage: Eukaryota; Viridiplantae; Streptophyta; Magnoliopsida; Brassicales; Brassicaceae. The record is from RefSeq and is a predicted model, not a curated record. Gene Ontology annotation, biological process: regulation of protein localization to cell surface; double fertilization forming a zygote and endosperm; regulation of double fertilization forming a zygote and endosperm. Gene Ontology annotation, cellular component: vesicle; extracellular region.